Messenger RNA from Osmia bicornis bicornis, 2363 nucleotides. It is a transcript of the gene bur, whose product is annotated as GMP synthase [glutamine-hydrolyzing]. Gene Ontology annotation, biological process: GMP biosynthetic process. The record is from RefSeq and is a predicted model, not a curated record. The transcript is spliced from 9 exons. Gene Ontology annotation, cellular component: cytosol. Lineage: Eukaryota; Metazoa; Arthropoda; Insecta; Hymenoptera; Megachilidae. Gene Ontology annotation, molecular function: ATP binding; GMP synthase activity; GMP synthase (glutamine-hydrolyzing) activity. Bases 186 to 2342 code for a protein of 718 amino acids.
GAUUGAAUGGCUGCCUCGUCCAAAGAGUGCACAUUCUGUUUUGCUGUAAUUAAUUUUACGUUACUUGGUGAUUUACGCGUGAAAGAUACUCUGGCUCAUAUAAUUUGGGAUAUUGAAAUCACAGCAGCAGCAAGAGCAACAGCAAUAGCAAUAGCAAUAGUAAUAGCAAUAGAAGAAAUUUUGAAAUGGAAAAAAGCGCGGAUGGAUUGUUGUUUCGCGCAGAGAGAAAUAAUGGGGCUAAUGAAGGAACAAUGGGAAUGGCUUGUGUUGAAGAAAAAGUGGCUAUUUUGGAUGCAGGUGCACAAUAUGGUAAAGUGAUAGAUCGAAAAAUUCGUGAAUUGAAUGUUCACAGUGAAAUUCUGCCUCUUGAUACAUCUGCGUUUACCCUCCAAGAAAAAGGCUAUAAGGCUAUUAUAAUUUCUGGAGGGCCAAGUUCUGUAUAUGCAGAAGAUGCACCUAAAUAUGAUGCAGACAUCUUUAGAAUAGGAAUACCAGUACUAGGUAUUUGUUAUGGAAUGCAAAUGAUGAAUAAAGAGUUUGGAGGUACAGUAAUCAGCAAAGAAGGUAGAGAAGAUGGUCAGUUUCCAAUAGAAAUAGAUUCCAAGUGCCUUUUAUUUAAGGGCUUGGAUAAGGAACAAAUGGUACUUUUAACACAUGGAGACAGUAUAGACAGGGUGGCCGAUAGUUUUCACAUUACUGCCAGAUCAUCAAACUUUAUAGCAGGGAUAGCAAGUGACAAAAUGAAUUUAUACGGGGUACAAUUUCACCCGGAGGUAGAUCUUACUCCUAAUGGAAAAAUGAUGUUAAACAAUUUUUUAUUUGGUAUUGCUGGUCUUACGGGUAACUAUACACUUCGUGGCCGGGAAGCACAGUGUAUUCAGUAUAUCAGAGAUACUGUUGGCAACAAGAAAGUUUUGUUGUUAGUGAGCGGAGGUGUGGAUUCCACAGUAUGCGCGGCGCUGUUACAUAAAGCUUUAAAUAAGGAUCAAGUCAUAGCUCUGCAUAUCAACAACGGCUUCAUGCGAAAAGGAGAGACACAAUUUGUGGAGCAAAGUUUGGCAGAGUUAGGAAUUCGACUGAGAGUAGUCAAUGCCGUACGUUGGUUCAUGCAAGGAACUACAUCAGUCCCUUUGGAUAAUGUCACUCCAGUCGCCAACGCAAAUACCGUGAACAACAAAGGAAUAUGUGGAACAGCAACUACCCCAAGAACUAGAUUAACUAAAGUGCUGUGUGCAACAACUAAUCCCGAAGAAAAGCGAAAAAUUAUAGGUGAUGUUUUUGUAAAGGUAGCAAACGAAGCUAUGGCAGAAAUGGGUUUAAAGCCAGAGGAAGUAUUUCUUGGGCAAGGCACCCUCAGGCCCGAUCUUAUAGAAAGUGCAAAUGCAUUAGCUAGUGGUAAAGCUGACGCGAUAAAAACACAUCACAAUGAUAGCGAUCUUGUUAGAGCUUUGAGAGCACAGGGCCAGGUAGUAGAACCUUUAAAAGAUUUUCACAAGGACGAAGUGAGACAAUUGGGUCGCGAUCUUGGAUUACCAUCAUCGCUAGUUUCUCGUCAUCCGUUUCCCGGACCUGGACUUGCUGUACGUAUUCUUUGCGCGGACGAACCUUAUAUGGACAAAGAUUUCCCAGAAACGCAGGUGAUAGUCAAGAUAAUGGCAGAAUAUGAACAAAUGCUUCAAAAGAAACACGGAUUAUUAAAUCGUGUAGAAGAUGCAACUAGCGAAUCUGAACGCCAGUAUUUGCGACAAUUAUCUAGUUAUCGUCAUAUCGCUGCAACGCUUUUACCUAUACGUAGUGUAGGAGUACAGGGAGAUCGAAGAAGUUACAGUUACGUAGUAGGUUUAUCCGUCGAAGAAAGCGUAACCGAGGGAAUAGAAUGGAACGAUCUGUUGUUCCUUGCAAAACUAAUACCGCGUGUAUGUCAUAAUGUAAACCGUGUGUGCUUCAUUUUUGGCCCUCAGUUACAUCAUCCUGUAAUGGAUAUCACGCCGACUCAUCUUACGUCGAAUGUAAUCGCCACGCUCCGACAAGCUGAUCACGUAGCAAACUUAGUGCUAGUUACGAACGGUUGUAUGGGAGCGAUCAGUCAAAUGCCCGUAGUUUUAAUUCCCAUACAUUUCGAUCGUGAGGCUGGUUCUCGAAUACCUUCAUGCCAACGUUCAGUAGUCCUUAGGCCGUUCGUUACUAACGAUUUCAUGACCGGCACUCCGGCUAUACCAGGAAAGGAGUUGCCGUUAGGUGUGGUGAAGAAACUAGUAACCGAAUUAUCUACAAUACCCGGUAUCUCGCGUGUUUUGUAUGACUUAACAUCUAAACCGCCGGGAACUACCGAAUGGGAGUAGUAAACGCUGAUCUCUGAUUCA